AAUUUCAGACCCACAAGCUUCGGUGUUGCUGAAAGUUGGAAGAAUGUGUUGCUGCUGGAGGAUUGGUUCCUCCUCCACCUCCUCCUCUUCUUCUUCGUCACUUUCUUCCUAUUCCUCUUUUCUUUUUUAUAUUUUUUAUGUUUAUUUCCGCUGUCAAGUGUAACAUGAGAAUUGUUGAUGGGAGGUUGUAGACUUCAGGAUUAGUACGGGAGAGAGAGGGAGAGCGAGGAAGAGACAGAGAGAGAGAGAGAGAGAGCGAGGAAGAGACAGAGAGAGAGAGAGAGAGAGAGAGAGGGAAUUGAUUGAAAAUGGUGAAUAGAGGAGGUGCCAAUUUGGUGAAGAGGGCGCCUGCGUUCUCGAGGGAUGGCAAGAGGUUGCUUGUGUGCACGGCGUGCACUGUGACUGUGUACAGCGUGCAGACAGGCGAGGUUUUGACCGUGUUGAAGGGGCACACAGGGGUUGUAACCAGUGUGGUGGUAGUGCCGGUAGCAUCGAUAUGCCAUUGCUGGACUGCGGGGAUGGAUGGAACCGCCCGGUUUUGGGACUUUGCUGCUGGGGCUUUGAUCAGGACUGUAGAGGUCGGGCAUCCGAUUGUGUCUAUGGUUAUACCCGCGCUGUGUACUCCGUGGGGGGUGGAGGAAAAACCACAGGACAAGAAGAGGCCUUCAAUUGCGUUCAUGUCUGUCGGCUGGAAGAAGGAGGGAAAGGAGGAGGAUGGGAUGCUAGGUCGGGUGAUUAGCUAUGACCUUGCAACUGGACAACAAAUAAAAGCACACUUGGGGAAGACAGAAGUACCUCGACCUCUAUUCGUGAGUCCUGGAGGUGGCUUGAUUGGCAUGACAGAUGUUAAUAGAGUGUGGAUAUGGAUGGUGCCACAGAAUGGUUUUAAGGAUGGAAGAACAGUUCCCAACCUAAGAUUGCACCACACAAAACUUAUGACUAUUCUUGCGUUUGAUUCCUCGGAAACUAGGGUAGCUGCAGGAGACGUAACUGGUCGUAUUCUGAUUUGGGAGAAUGUCGGUGAUAGGGCAUUCGCAUCCAUUGCUGAUGGAGUUGAGAGGACAGAGAAAAAAUCAUCGCUGAAGGCCAUUGGGGGAGGAGAUAAGAGGCAGGCCUCGGGAGGUGUUCGAAAAAGAGAUGACGCAGCAGCUUUGACAACGUAUCAUUGGCAUGCAAGCGAAGUGAAGUCUCUUGUGUUUACCGUCGAUGGGGUGUAUCUCAUGUCCGGUGGAAUGGAAGGAGUGCUGGUAAUGUGGCAGCUGGAAACAGGGAAGCGCAAUUAUCUACCACGGCUAGGGGGACCUUUGGCCGCUAUCUCACCUUCCAUACAUCCAUCUCUGUAUGCCCUCGCGUGUGAGGAUAACUCAGUUAAGCUGUUGAACAUUGGUACCAUGGAAGUUGAAAGACACAUACAAGGAAUUUUUCCAUCUUUCCCAACCCCGAAGUCGUUGAAGCUGCCUCCCUUAAUGGUCUCUAUUGACCCGGCAGAAGGAAAUAUUGUGAUAGCUACUCACAAUCUGUCGCUGCAGUUUUAUGAUAUUGCUAGUGACAAGCAUAUUGCUGAAGUGCAGGUCACUCCACGUAAUUACGUAAUUGGUAGUCGUGAUGAGAUGGGAGAUGAUGGGCCUUCCACUUGUGUUACUCACGUAGCCUUCUCAGCGGAUGGGUCGUGUUUGGCAACCGUUGACUUACGUAUUGCACAGCAAGGCAUAGGUGGUGGCGCUUGCCUAAAAUUUUGGGAGCGACAACCUGGAAAGAUCAGAUUUACUGUGAAUACGCUGAUUGAUGAGCCCCAUGAUAUAUCCGCUCUCUCAUUUCACCCAUCUGAGCUAAUGGCUGUGACCUGCUCUGACACGAAUUUUAAAGUGUGGGUGCCACAAGCCCGAAGAUCUUCCAAAUCUAGUUGGAGGUGUCGUUCAGUGGGAACUUACAGGGGACGACGCAUGCUAGCAGCAUCAUUUUCGCCGGAUGGAAGCCUUCUAGCAGUUGCAGCUUCGGAGUUGGUAACACUAUGGAAUCCAGCCACGAAUAGUUUGGUUAGAGUGCUGUCUAAUACGUUCACUUCCUCCACGCAUCCACUAUCCCCUAUCCAUCACUUGGCAUUUGUGAAACAAUCAAAUUGCUUGGUCACAGGCUCUUCACAUUUCAGAUCCCUGCUGACUGUAUGGGAUCUGUCGACUCUCUCAGUGCGCUGGUCUCUGUCAACCAGCGUGGAGUCCCUGACUGUAGACCCUGUUCAAGCGAAUUUUGCUGUGUUGAUUGGUCCCUCGCGUGCUGAUCCUGGGGAUCGAGAAUGGACUCCAUGGAACAAGGAUGGCGUCAUAGCCUUGUUUGAUGUUCAAACGCCAACGCCACUGCAAUUCUGGACAGUGCGUGAUGCGUUCAAUGGUGUCCUCAUGUUCAACCCCGUCCCACAAUCGUUGGCUGAAACCGCUACUUCUGGUAAUGAGGAAAGAAAUAACAGCAUGAUGGUUGACUCAAUGGUACCCUCUAAAAGGAAACUUACUUAUAUCACCGGGAGUCGGGAGUUCGUUGUCUUCAAUCCAUAUCAAACAGAUGAGGAACAACCUGAACAAGAACAUUCAGUAGUUAGGAAUGUAGCGGAGCCUGUGGAUGUCUCUUCAGGUUUCACUGCUCUUUAUGGCAAGGCAGUGCAACCAAAGAAGAACCUAGAUGCUCCUGUAGAGGUCCUUAGCGCUCUAAGUAGAGCUCCAUGGGGAACCUUGCUAGAUGGGCCCUCUCAUGUGCUUCCGUCCUUAAGUGUAGUAGGUAUUCCUUUCAUGGACUCGCUCAUGAAAAAGCGUACAGAACAGACAUAGACUUAUGUAGUGCAGGAUCUCGUCUUCUAGGAUUUAUAUUUUCUUAAGGAAGUUAAAAUUAGCACAACAUUGGGAACGGAUUUCAUUCAAAGGACUCGUAGUAUUUCUGUCAUUCUACUUUGUUCUGGUCAUGUUCUGGAACUUGAAACAGGCCCGUCAAAGCCAGUGAUCAAAAUCUAGUUGGCUGUGCCCGUACUGGCUUCUGGAUGCGUCUGUCCUCUAAACAAAGAAUUCCACUCAAUUAUGGUUCA
Messenger RNA from Physcomitrium patens, 3070 nucleotides. RefSeq lists its product as uncharacterized. The record is from RefSeq and is a predicted model, not a curated record. Gene Ontology annotation, molecular function: protein binding. Lineage: Eukaryota; Viridiplantae; Streptophyta; Bryopsida; Funariales; Funariaceae.